Messenger RNA from Exophiala oligosperma, 1575 nucleotides. RefSeq lists its product as uncharacterized. Gene Ontology annotation, molecular function: oxidoreductase activity; nucleotide binding. The transcript is spliced from 3 exons. Gene Ontology annotation, cellular component: cytoplasm. Gene Ontology annotation, biological process: NADPH regeneration. The coding region runs from base 254 to 1363 and encodes 369 amino acids. Lineage: Eukaryota; Fungi; Ascomycota; Eurotiomycetes; Chaetothyriales; Herpotrichiellaceae. The record is from RefSeq and is a predicted model, not a curated record.
AAAAGGCCUUUGAAGAGACUUUACCUAGAAUUGUACGGUGCGACUCUAGAAUAUUUCGGAGGAUCUUUCACGACAUCCAAUGCCACAAUCGACUGUGGUUUCCUAGACUUUUUGAUUUUGUUUGGGUGGUUGAGUUUAUUCUUGCUACCACGACGACAUCUUCUUCUUUUUGUCUUUGUCUCUUCUCUCUUUUUCAAACAAAUCAAAAGACAUUCGUAUCAAUAAAGAAAUCAAACGACCACAAACAGAAAAAAUGUCAGGUCAACAACAAAAGCUCAAAAUCGCCAUCGCUGGCUUGGGUCGCAUGGGAGCCCGUCAUGCACAACACUUUUACGCCCUGACUCCUCGAGCAGACCUCGUGGCCGUCUCUUCACCCGAAGCACACGAACUCUCGGCCGCGGAGAAAAACUUGCCAGGAGUCCGGACGUACCUCGACUACGAUGACAUGUUGGAAGCAGAAUGUGCCCGGGGUCUACAGGCCGUGGUCAUCGCCAGCGCCACUGCCGUACAUUCUGAACAGGCCAUCAAAGCCAUCCAAAGAGGGUUACACGUGUUGUGUGAGAAACCUUUGAGUACUGGUGUCGAGAAGUCCCAAGCCGUGGUCGAUGCGUACACUUCAUCCCUCCGACGAUACCCAUCCCAAAAGGUCGUUUGUGGCUUCUCUCGCCGAUUCGACGCCUCUUACCGAGACGCCCACGACAAGAUGAGUUCGGGACUGAUCGGCGUCCCUUCUGUGUUUCGAAGCCAGACGUGCGACAAGCUCGACCCCACGGGGUUCUUUGUCGAAUACGCCCAGUUUUCGGGGGGCAUCUUUGUCGACUGUUCCAUCCACGACAUCGACCUGGCCCUGUGGUUCUUCGGUGAAGACAGCCGAGUCAAGAGCGUCACCGCCGUGGGUAUCACGGCCGUGGAACCCGGGUUGAGAAAGUACGACGACCGAGACAACGCUUUGGGUCUGGUCGAGUUCUACGGAGGCAAGAUUGCCCAGUUGUUUUGUUCUAGAAUGAUGGCAGCUGGACAAGAGGAUUCGACCGAAAUCACGGGAACAAAAGGAAAAUUGGCGAUCAACACGCAACCCCAGACCAACUUGGUCAACAUUUACGAAGCCACCGGUAUCCGGAGAGAAAUCCCACCCCACUACUACGGUCGGUUCAGGGACGCCUUCAUCACCGAGGCCAACGAGUUCACGGCCUGUUGUCUCGACGACACACCUCCGCCGAUGAAACUCCAGGGGGCCGUGAACGCCGUGAGGAUCGGUUGCGCCUUGCAAGAGGCCUUGAUCAGUGGGAAAAAGAUCGAGUUCGAUGAAGAUGGGUCGAGGGUGGACUCUAGCGGUGGUGGUGAGCUCAGAGCUAGAUUGUAGGAAUUUCCUUUUCCCCCAGAGAGAAUCAUGAAGGUGGUGGUACGGGUGGUUUCUACACAGCUGUCGUCGGGUUCAGUCACGAUACGUUUGUUUGAUGGGCGUUGAUAGAUUGUUGAUUGGUCUGCGUCGGUUUUACACGCAGAAAAUGGGCUUUCUUCAAAAAAAAAUGCAAAUACAUAUAUUAGAUAGUAAUCAAGACAUGGAUUAAAAAU